AUGCCAGAAUCCUCCUCUGAUGUCAAGGACGUUUGCAGCAGCUCUGUUUUAUGUCCAACACCCUCAAAAAUGGGCCACAUGACCCAGUCACCGCUGCCCCUGCACAGGAACUCUUACAUACUCACAAACUUCUGUACUGAGCACAACCUGCAAGAAUGUGUAACGCAUAUCAAUCAGGAAUUGGUAUCACUCUGUCUUUCACCGGUUUGGACGCAGUCAGAUGGCAACUUGGAUGUGAAUGUCAUCCCUGUGCUCAACUGCAUUUAUGAACUGCUACAACUGCACCGCAAGGGUCUCCAAACACUGGAGAACAUGGAGAAGGAGCAGUUGAAGUUGGGCAACAAUGUAGACUCCCUGCAGCUUACCAGCACACGACUAAAGGACCAGCUAGAAAUUGCCAAAAGAGAGAACACGGGACUUUUUGAGCGGGAACGCCAGCUACAGCUGAAAGUGAAGAGCUUGCAGAACUCCCUGAAAAAUGAAAAGGAAGAGAUUCACAAGCUGCAAAACAUUAUCUCCAGCCGGGCCAGCCAGUACAAUCACGAGAUGAAGAGGAAAGAGCGAGAGUUUAACAAACUGAAAGAGAAACUGAAUCAGCUCCUGGUUGACAAAAAGGAGAAGAGACUUGCCAUUGACAUAGUAAACAAACUAGGAAGAGCUGACGGGAAAAGAAGCGUCUGGAAAACUGAGAAGACAGAAGCAAAGCAUGAGGGGGAGAUGUACACCACUCUGCUCAAGGAUCACGAGAACACGCAGAGGGAGCUACUCCUGGAAAAUGCUGAGUUGAGAAAGGUUUUGAAACAGAUGAAAAAAGACAUGGUGGUCAUUCUCAGUUCCAGGAAGUCGACUGGCAAAGGAGAAACACAGGACAACGGUGCCAUAGAAAUUGACUCUAAUGAGGAGGAAGAAGUGCUCGAUUCCUGUAAGGAGAGCUCGGAGCUCUUUAGUGUUCACACUCGGGAGAAGCUGACCAACAGUGUUCGACGUCAGUGGCGAAGACUAAAAAACCACGUUGAGAAGCUGGACAACCGAGCCUCGACAGAUGAAAGUGAAGACGCUGAAACCAUUCCCCGACAAACAUCGAAAGAAAUGGGCAAACUAAAGCUCGAAGUGCGGCAGUGUAAAGACUACAUUUUGAAACAGCAAAGUCUCCUGCAGAGGCUGAGUUGUCAGAGUGAGGACACGACAUCCGCCGUGCUGGGUGACUCCCACAUUUCGCAGGAAAAGGAUCGUCUCCGGGACGAGUGGAAGAACCUCGAGGACCAGAGGAAGUGCUUUGAGAGGGAGAGGAGGAACUUUACAGAGGCAGCAAUUCGACUAAGCCAAGAGAGAAAGUCUUUCGAGGAAGAUCGCGCUAUGUGGCUCAAACACCAGUUUUCAAACUUGAGCCCUUUUGCUGACUCCAAGAAAUCACAGAGGUCAAAGUCUCAAUGUGCCUUUCAGAUAUUAACUGAAGCUAAGCCCAGUAGCACAUCGCUUCCAGAAAAGCCCAUCACCUCCCCCACCCUGGGAAGCACACCAAGCGGAUCACCCUCUUUGUCUGACCGCCUUCACAAAUUUAGCGUUAUCUGUGAAAACAGCUCGACCAAACCAAAUAGGAGCGAAGACGCGGGAGAUGCCAGCUUCUUGGCAGAACAGCACAAAUGUUGGAUCAGCGGGGACGACCACAGCACUCUCAAGCUUGGUGGGGACAAGAACAGCUCCGUUUGA
Messenger RNA from Nerophis lumbriciformis (worm pipefish), 1710 nucleotides. NCBI's taxonomy places the organism in Eukaryota, Metazoa, Chordata, Actinopteri, Syngnathiformes, Syngnathidae. The record is from RefSeq and is a predicted model, not a curated record.